CUCUGAGUGCCUGCCGCUUUUUUCUGAGUGUCCUCCUCCCGACGAGAGGGGUGGCCAAUUCCGAAGCCGCACUCUGCCACCAGUUGAGUAAGAUUUCCCGUCGCGUUCGGAAGAAGUGCAGCACGGGAAGUAAAACACGUUGAAGAAACGCUGCCCAAGGUGGAGACCCCGGAGCUCGGACUAGUGUGAAGCAGGAGAGCAUGGUAGCAGCGGACUCCUCCGCCGGGAUGGAGGGCAAAACACUGUUCGAGAGCAAGCACUGCCUCUCGCUAAAAUGUGUUCUAUUUCUAUUUUAUGGAGGCCUGGGAUGCAUCUAUCCCUUCCUCCAGUCCAACAUGGCGUACAAGGGCUUCGACUAUAACGAGAUUUACUCAAUUUCGAUCAUCAUUCCGGUGGUGGCCCUGCUCGGUCCGCUGUUGUUUGCCCUGCUGGUGGACAAGUGGGCCACCUCGAGUGCGUUCGCCUAUGGGAAGCGCAUCCGGAUCCUGACGGCGCUCAGCUUGAUCGCGUCGGUCGUCCUGUACGUGGUGCUGAUGUUCGGCGUGAGUCGUAAUCCGGCGCCGGGAAUCUGCACGCCCCAGGUGAGCUUCAUGUGCAACAAAAAGGGCGCCUACAUUGCGCAGGAGAAGUGCUCCGCGGAGGGAAUCUGCCACGACUGGGACCACAACAAGGUGGGCAUGCUGGCCCUGGAAGACUGCAAGUACACCUGCCAGAGGGACGUUCAGUUCGAGAGCAACUGCUACGAGCGCAAGGAACAGGCCUUGCUGUUGGCGGCCGUGCAGGACAAUGACGACGAUGAUGACGGAGAAGUGGGAGAUGGUUCCGAGGCGGUGGUACGGGUUGAUGAUGGCAGUGGAGGUAGUGACGCCGAUGCGGCCAAGAGUAACGAUCUGGACGGUGAUGGCAUCCCGAAUGAUCAGGAUCCGGACGAUGAUAACGAUGGCAUUCCGGAUACGCAGGAUGAUGACGACGACAAUGAUGGUGUGCCCGAUGCGGAGGACAUGGACGAUGACAAUGACGGUGUGCCGGACAGUGUCGAUCCGGACUCGAAGAUGACGGCCAACGAUCUUGACGGAGACGGAAUUCCCAACGCUCAAGAUGACGACGAUGACAAUGACGGCAUUCCCGAUAAGGAGGACAGCGAUUGGGUCCCCGAAGCCGAAACCAAGUCCAACAACAACGAUGACUUUGACGGCGAUGGAAUCCCGAACGAUCAGGACGAAGACGACGACAAUGACGGCAUUCCGGACACGCAAGAUAAUGACGAUGAUAACGAUGGCAUUCCCGACGUACUGGACACCGAUGAUGAUAACGAUGGCAUCCCGGACAGCAUGGACAAGGAUUCACUGGCCAAGCACAACGAUCUGGACGGUGACGGUAUCCCCAAUGAAGAGGAUGACGACGAUGACAAUGAUGGCAUCAAGGAUACGGAAGACACCGAUGAUGAUAAUGAUGGAAUUCCGGAUGAUGAGGAUAUUGACGAUGACAAUGAUGGCAUUCCGGAUGAUAAGGAGGGUCAGAUUUCCGAUGAUUUGGAUGGAGAUGGUAUUCCCAAUGACAAAGAUGAAGACGAUGACAACGAUGGUAUUCCCGAUACCGAGGACAAGGACGACGAUAAUGACGGUAUCCCCGAUGCUGAGGACAUUGACGAUGACAAUGACGGCAUUCCGGAUGUGCUGGACGUCGGUUCUCGCAACGCCAACGAUCUGGAUGGAGACGGUAUUCCCAAUGACCAGGACACCGACGAUGACAAUGAUGGCAUCCCUGACGCGGAAGACAACGACGAUGACAAUGAUGGCAUUCCCGACGCGGAAGACGUCGACGACGACAAUGACGGCAUCGCCGAUACGGUGGAAAACAUGGCGCUGGACUUUGCGGCACCGAAAAUUUGCCACGAUCCGGCCGUGGACAACUCGGAAGAGAUGGCCGACAGCGACGAUGACGAUGACGACGAUGUCAAGUGCUACGAGUUUGGCGGAGAAGCGAUCGAGCUGCGGGCUUCGAUUGACGAGCGAAGCGAACGGGAUGAUGUGGAGGAGUGCAUCUAUCCGCUGGAUGGCUUCAAGUGCCACAUUGACAAGGCUUGGAUCAAGGCGCAAGACCACGGAUGCAAGCCGGUUAUUGAAUGUUCGCUGCGCGAUCCGUACAGCGACAACUCCAGCUUGAUGGCUGGAACCGCGUGCGAUGGUGAUGAAGACAACGACGGCGAUGACGAUCGUGGUGACUCCACUUUCUACUUCUACUUGUCGAUCCGGUCUCUGCUGGACUUUUUCCUGCUGGCCGCUCUGACCCUAUUCAACACCAUCAUCAUCAUCGCGACACGUGAUGCCUCGACCGGUGUGGCCAACUUUGGCCGCCAGCUGGUCUGGGGAGCGAUCGGAUGGAUCAUCUUCUUCAACGAUGACUACGAGCAGCCCUACCUGCUGUUCUGCUUGCUGUACACGACAGCCGCAGUCAUCCUGCUCAGUCCGCUCCAGAUGGAUCUGUCCCCACCGGAGGAGUGGUGGAAGUUCAAGACCACGCCGCAAAAGUUCUUCUCCAAUCCGGCUUUCCUGAAGUACGCCAAGCAGUGCUGGCUUCCCUUCCUGGUCACCAUCGGUCUUGGAUCCCUUUGGAGCAUCAUCGACUCCAUCGACAAGUCGCACAUGAUCGACAUCCCCAAGGAGGACAUCCCAGCUCACGAUACCCCAACCUUGAUCCGUACCAUUUGGAAGACGCUUCUCCUCGCCGGAGACCUCCUAGCCGUUCCCGUCCUUAUCUUCGCCGAACGUAUCAUCCACGUCUUCGGAAUGUGCAAGAUCCUCAUCGCGGCCUUCCUCUCCCUCGUCCUACGUUACAUCCUGCUCGCAAUCUUCGACUGGCAGUGCUGGGACAUCAUCGAGGACUUCCUGCUCCCAACCACCCUCGGCCUAACCUGGAUCACCCUGGUACUGCACUUCCGUGACAUCCUCCCGCACAAGGUCACCGCCAUCGGCCAGGCUCUGCCCGUAAUCGCUCACUUUGGCCUGGGUCGCUUCUUCGGGGCCCUGAUCGGUAUCGAGAACGACUACGAUCACCUGGAGAACCACUACGAAAUCAUCGCCGGACUGCUGUUUGCCGUGACCAUCGUCAGCAUCGUGAUCUACCGCUACCGGGAGCUGGUGCUGCCCUACGUCGACAAGUACAUCCCGGCGGCGCUGAAGCCCUGCGACAGACCGGAAGCGCAGAAGAACGGAAAGAGCGAAACCGACGUUUAAGAGUUGGGCGAAAGCUUGCAAAAGGGUUGGAAUCCGGAAAGUAAAUGCAAAAUGGUUGUGUUUGAGGUUUCUUUUUUGUUUUAUUUGAGACAUUUCGUUCUAGAUAAUUUUAAGAAAAACUUUAAUAAAGACUUGUUGAUUGGCGUUUAAGAA
This is a messenger RNA of Culex quinquefasciatus (southern house mosquito), 3389 nucleotides long. RefSeq lists its product as uncharacterized. Lineage: Eukaryota; Metazoa; Arthropoda; Insecta; Diptera; Culicidae. Gene Ontology annotation, molecular function: calcium ion binding. The record is from RefSeq and is a predicted model, not a curated record. Bases 201 to 3236 code for a protein of 1011 amino acids. The transcript has 16 exons. Gene Ontology annotation, cellular component: membrane.